AAUUUCACCCUAUCUCUACUUGCCUCCACGUGUACCCGCUCCUCACUGUACCCGUCCGAUUCCUUCAACGCCCGCCGUUCCUCCAAAUUUAACACUAUCCUGUUCAACAAUCCUCACUCACCUACACAAAUCGCGAAUCACCAACACAACCGCUUCACUCCGAUCUGUUAAUCUUAACACCCGAUGGCCUCAACGCUGACUCAGCGAGCUCAACUCGCCAAAUUCUGCACUUCUCGCGACUGGUCCAAAGCCAUUCGCAUCCUCGAUUCUCUCCUCUCUCAAUCCUGCGUUAUUCAGGAUAUCUGUAAUCGUGCGUAUUGCUAUAGUCAAUUGGAGCUUCAUAAGCAUGUGAUUAAGGAUUGCGAUAAGGCGCUCCAGCUUGAUCCUACUCUGCUUCAAGCUUAUAUUCUAAAAGGCCGUGCAUAUUCUGCAUUGGGCAGAAAAGACGAUGCUGUACUGGUUUGGGAACAAGGUUAUGAACAUGCUGUUCGCCAGUCUACCGAUUUGAAGCAGCUGCUUGAGCUGGAAGAACUUUUGACAGCUCUAAAGAAGAGUACGACUGUUUCCAGUGACAAAGAUGCUGUAUCCAAAACUGAACCUACUAAUUCUGGCAAAUCAAGUGAAACAAGUAAUACUCGUACCGUUUCAAGUCUUGGUUCUCAACCUAGUGGCGAUUCAAGGGAGGUGUUGCAGAUAGAAAGCAAGCCAAAUGAAAUAUCUUACAUACCCAAUGGGUCUAGUAAAAAAGACAGCGUUGAGGGUUCUAAAAGUUUUCACAUGGGUCAAAAUGGAAAUCAUGAAAAACCACAAAAUGGAACCUGCAACGUAUCCAUCGACAUUGGUGCCAGAUCCGAAGCACGUAAUAGUACAAGUGAUAACCACAAAUCUAAUCUUAUCCCUAAAAUUUCCUUAAUUCCCAGUAAAUCAAGUGAGAUACCUGACAUGCCCAAUGAAGCAAGUAAUGAUGCUAAGGGGAAUAAAAAGUUUUCUGUUACUAGGAUCUCAAAGGCCAAAUCUAUAAAUGUUGAUUUCCGAUUAUCACGAGGAAUUGCUCAGGUGAAUGAAGGACAAUAUGCUCGUGCCAUAUCCAUCUUUGACCAGAUUUUGAGAGAAGAUCCUACUUACCCUGAAGCACUAAUAGGAAGGGGAACAGCCUAUGCAUUUAAAAGGGAACUCGAUUCAGCCAUUGCUGAUUUUACAAAGGCUAUUCAAUCAAAUCCAUCAGCUGGUGAGGCGUGGAAACGAAGAGGGCAGGCCCGAGCUGCUUUAGGAGAAUCUAGUGAGGCAAUCACAGAUUUGACCAAGUCCUUAGAGUUUGAGCCUGACUCAGCAGAUAUAUUGCAUGAAAGGGGAAUCGUCAAUUUUAAGCUCAAGGAUUUCUUUGCUGCCAUUGAGGACCUGUCUGCAUGUGUAAAACUUGAUAAGGAUAAUAAAUCAGCUUACACAUACCUGGGUCUGGCACUGUCAUCAGUUGGUGAAUACAAAAAAGCUGAGGAAGCACAUAUGAAAGCAAUUCAAAUUGACGAAAAGUUUGUUGAGGCAUGGGGUCACUUAGCUCAGCUUUAUCAAGACUUGGCAAAUUCAACAAGGGCUUGGGAAUGCCUUAAACAGGUUUUGCAAAUUGAUACAAGGUUUGCUAAAGGAUAUCACCUGCGUGGACUGCUACUUCAUGCUACGGGAGAUCACAGGAAUGCUAUCAAAGACUUAACGAUGGGGCUAAGCAUUGAGAGCUCAAACAUAGAGUGCCUAUAUCUAAGGGCUUCUUGCCACCAUGCUGUUGGAGAAUAUAAAGAAGCUGUAAAGGACUAUGAUGCUGCAUUGGAUUUGGAGCUAGACUCGAUGGACAAAUUUGUCCUUCAAUGCCUGGCCUUCUAUCAGAAAGAAAUUGCCUUGUAUACGUCUGCGAAGGUUAAUAGCGAAUUUUGCUGGUUUGACAUAGAUGGUGAUGUCGAUCCCCUGUUUAAGGAAUACUGGUGCAAAAGAUUGCAUCCCAAAAAUGUAUGUGAGAAAGUUUUCAGGCAGCCGCCACUAAGAAAAGCAAAGUUGAAGAAACAAGAUCUUACUUUGACAAAACCGAAGAUCGCACUUCUGCUUGCUGCUGAUCGUAUCGGCAAAACAAUCCAGUAUCACUGCACAGGCUUCUUGCCUAAUAGGCGUCAGCAUCGCAUGGCGGGACUAGCUGCUAUAGAGAUUGCACAAAAGGUGUCCAAGAUUUGGCGUUCAUUACAAUCAGAAUGGAGGUUUUCUACUAAAAAUACAUCUAAAAGUGGAAGGCGGGCCCGGCGAAAAGAGAGAAUCAUAAUUCCCAGCCCGAACAAAAACGGAGCUGGUUGUAGUACUAGUAGUAACUCAGAAACAUCAACUUCAAGUGCAUUGGAAGAGAAGCCAUCAGGACAGUCUAUUUUCUCAUGGCUUCAUCUUUAUUCAAUGGCCGUCAAGUGGAGACAGAUUUCCGAACCCUGUGACCCUGUUGUUUGGGUCAACAGAUUAAGUGAGGAGUUCAAUACUGGAUUUGGAUCUCACACGCCUCUUAUUCUUGGGCAAGCUAGGGUCGCUCGUUACUAUCCACAUUUUCAAAGAACAUUAGAUGUUGCAAAGACGGUAGUGAAGGAUAACAGGUUUGUGUAUAAUAAGGCUGAUGGCACUAUAGAUUUAUCAAACGGUGGUAAACUAGAAGAGUUUUUGAAAGCUGAGUCAUGUGCUGAUCUUUAUAAAGUGGUCGGUGAAGAUUUCUGGUUGGCUACUUGGUGCAAUAGUACGGCUUAUCUGGGGAAACGGCUGGAAGGAACAAGGAUCACUCUAGUUAAAACAGGAGAACGUGGGUUUGACUUUGCGAUUCGAACACCGUGUUCACCUGAUAGAUGGGAUGAUUUUGAUGCAGAAAUGACAUCAUCUUGGGAAGCGUUGUGUAAUGCUUAUUGUGGUGAGACAUAUGGGUCGAAUGAUUUUGGCACGCUUGAAAAUGUCAGAGAAGCAAUCUUAAGGAUGACGUAUUACUGGUAUAACUUCAUGCCACUUUCAAGAGGGUCUGCUGUUGUGGGGUUUUCGGUGAUGCUUGGACUUCUUCUAGCUGCUAAUAUGGAGUUCACUGGAAGCAUACCAGAAGGGCGUCAAGUUGACUGGGAUGCCAUUAUGAGUUUGGACCCGAAUUCGUUCAUGGAUUCUGUUAAAAGUUGGUUGUAUCCAUCUUUAAAGGUCACUCCUACGUUGAAAGACAUACCAGAUGUAGCCUCAACUCUCGAGACAACCGGUUCGGUUGUUGCUGCCCUUAGCUCUUAUAAUGCAUCCUAAAAAAGGAUGGUCGCUCUGUCAAUUUUCAAGAUCAGAAUAGAAAAGUGAGGCUUAAGUAGUUAAAUUUUAUUUGUCAAGUGUUGGUAGCUAUUUGUAUUAGCCUUGUAUUUUAGAAAUGUGGUUGGUAGUUUUUUUUUUAGUUUCUUCCAAUUGUUUUCAUGGUAAUUUAUAGGACUACAGUUGUGAUGGUAUUUGUGUUAUUUUUUAUUACAUGAGACAUACAAACAUUUUCUGUGGAGCA
Messenger RNA from Helianthus annuus (common sunflower), 3532 nucleotides. RefSeq names its product suppressor of RPS4-RLD 1. Gene Ontology annotation, biological process: negative regulation of DNA-templated transcription. Lineage: Eukaryota; Viridiplantae; Streptophyta; Magnoliopsida; Asterales; Asteraceae. The transcript has 24 exons. The coding region runs from base 184 to 3291 and encodes 1035 amino acids. Gene Ontology annotation, molecular function: protein binding. The record is from RefSeq and is a predicted model, not a curated record.